AUGACCUCUGACACUGUCACAAUCUAUGUCAUUGAAGCCAGAUGUAAAACAAUCAAGGUACCUAAGUCCGUACCCGAUGGCAGUGGGAUAAUGAUCUUCAAAAAGCGUCAACACACCGUCGCCCAGCUACUACAACCGUCUACAAACGCUGAUGACCUGAGGACGAGUGGUGAGAUAUCAGCCGCCAUAUACUCAAUAUGUUUCGUACCAAAGGACGUACCAAUCCAAUUCAUCUGUGAGACCAAACUCCUAUGCGACACCCUCUGCAGGGACCUAACCAAAUGGGAGGGCAUCGACUGGCUCGGAGUAAGGAACAGGUUGGCGCUCCGCGACCUAGUGAAUGUCCUCCGUCAACGAUGUGCAUACACAUCAUUCCACAAGGCAGAUAACAAGACUGACCGGAACAUCAUUGAUGAAGGUCGCCGUCUCACCACUCGCCUCAUGCAAGACGGUGGAGCUAGAGAAGUCCCACUAAGAAUCGACCCAACCCUUAACAUAUCAGGAGCCAAACUGUCGCUCAUAACACAACGCAUAGCAUACCGGCUGAUCAGGACUCGUCUCGAUACCGCCGAACGACGCCGAACUGUAUCGACAGUGACAUCAGUCAUUGCAACGCUUAACUCACAACUAAAAGAACUCACCCGCGCUGAAGACCUCUGGACAAGCCUACGAAACCCCGACUUCCGCCUUCAGAUCUCUGACUUCCUAUGGAAAUGCAUGCAUGAUGCAUUCCGUGUCGGUAGAUUCUGGAGAAACAUACCGCGAUAUGAAGACCGAGCGAAGUGCCAAUAUUGCGACACUGUUGACUCAAUGAGUCAUAUCCUAGUAGGCUGUGAUGCUCCCGGUCAAUCCGAACUCUGGACGAUGGCCGGCCGCCUAUGGGCAAAGAAACAUGCCAUCUGGUCAAAGCCAACCCUUGAGGACAUACUGGGGUCUGGGCUACGCCAAUGGCACUCUAAAAACAUAAACGCCGCCUCUUUGUGGAGAGAAUGUGGAGGAUCAUAA
Messenger RNA from Rhodofomes roseus, 1005 nucleotides. RefSeq lists its product as uncharacterized. The coding region runs from base 1 to 1005 and encodes 334 amino acids. The record is from RefSeq and is a predicted model, not a curated record. NCBI's taxonomy places the organism in Eukaryota, Fungi, Basidiomycota, Agaricomycetes, Polyporales, Fomitopsidaceae. The transcript has a single exon.